This is a messenger RNA of Sphenostylis stenocarpa, 606 nucleotides long. The record is from the annotation of a GenBank genome assembly. Lineage: Eukaryota; Viridiplantae; Streptophyta; Magnoliopsida; Fabales; Fabaceae.
AUGGCCACAGAAGAAGAAAUUUCGACUUUGAAACUGUUGCGCCAAUAUCUCUUGGGGGAUAUUUCAGACCCUUUUCUCACCAACCUCAUUCCUGUAAAAGUUGAAGACCCAUCAUCAGAACUUGAUUUGGGUUCAAACUUCUCAGAGCAAAGCAGCUUCUGCAGGUUUCUAGAAUGCUUUGAUUUUAAAGCAGACAAGGAAGUGGUAGGUCUCACUUCUCAUGAUAAAAUCCAAAACUCCAUUUCAGCAAGUCCUCCCCAGAAUUCUGAUUUGGCAGAAGCAAUGGUGUCAGUGAAAAGGGAAGCAACAUGUUGUUCCGAGGCAAGGCGUUACAGAGGAGUGAGGAGAAGGCCAUGGGGGAAGUUUGCUGCAGAGAUCCGUGACCCCAGAAGGAAAGGGAACAGGGUGUGGCUAGGCACAUAUGACAGUGAGAUUGAUGCUGCUAAGGCUUAUGAUUGUGCUGCCUUCAGAAUGAGGGGUCAGAAGGCUGUUUUGAAUUUCCCCUUGGAGGCUGGAAAGUCUCAUCCAGAGCCCAACACUUGUGGCAGAAAAAGGAGAAGAGAGUGCACAGCAGCUCCCACAACUUCAAGUCAUUUUAUGUCAUGA